Messenger RNA from Bombyx mandarina (wild silkworm), 694 nucleotides. It is a transcript of the gene CPR73, whose product is annotated as cuticular protein RR-2 motif 73. Lineage: Eukaryota; Metazoa; Arthropoda; Insecta; Lepidoptera; Bombycidae. Gene Ontology annotation, cellular component: extracellular matrix. The record is from RefSeq and is a predicted model, not a curated record.
UACUCAAACAACAUGAAGGUCUUGAUCUUAGCUGCUUUCCUGGCGGUGUGCAGAGGAGCGGCUGGUGGAUUAGCUGUUCCAGCGCCGUAUUCUCCGUACGCUUACGCCAGACCACUAGGUCUAGCGGCUCCAUUGGCUGUUGCCCGUCCAGCUCUCGCUUCGUACGCUGUAGCUCCAGCAAUAGCUAAAGUUGCCGCUCCAGUCGAGGAAUACGAUCCAAACCCACAGUAUUCUUACGCUUAUGACAUUCAGGAUGCUCUGACCGGUGACUCAAAGAGCCAGCAAGAGUCUCGUUCUGGUGACGUCGUCCAAGGCUCAUACUCCCUGGUCGAACCAGACGGCACCCGUCGUAUCGUCGAGUAUACCGCCGACCCUCACAAUGGUUUCAACGCUGUCGUACACAAAGAACCCAUCGGUGGCGUCGUUGCGAAAGCUGUAGCGCCUGCCUACCUCCACUAGUCUUCAUGAAAUAGAUCCAUGUUCAGACAGAUCAUUACUGAAUCAAACGACAAAAAUGACCAAUGUGUAUAUAGACAUUACCUGUGUAUUAAAAACACAUGUAUUAAGUAGAAAACUUAUAUUGGCAUUUUUUAGCCGUGGAACUGGAUCUGUCUAAACAAUUCUCAAUCGUCAAAGUGACCUGAAAUGUAUUAUGGUAAUGUUUUAUUUAUGUUUAUUAUGUAGCUUUGUUGGU